UUGAAUUUCGACGUCAUGCAUAUAAUCUGGUCCUUCUCGGACAGAUCCACUCUGUUCACGUUCAGGAAAACAUGUCGCGAUUAUCGUCAUGAAGUGAUUCGGUAUAUUCUCAAAGAAGACGUAAUCCUCAACCUAGAACGCCCCGCCAAGAUCAGCUCGUUCCUCCACUUCGUUCAAGCGGAUCCCACAUACCGGGUCUGGUCUCUUCGGGGACUUGUCAUCGCUUCGUUCGACUCCAUGGACAAUGAUACAGCCAAAGCCUCAGAUGGGUUACACUCAACGGUUGCCCUGCUCACCGCCGUCACCAACCAUCCCAACCGUCUCCUUCGGUUGGCCAUUCACAACGUCGAGGAAAUUCUAGAGAUGACUCCGUCCAUCUACCCUUUAGUCGUGCAGCUUUCGAAUUUACAGGAGUUGCGCCUUUUUUCCGCCGGUAAUGCCUCAUCGCGUUUAGUGACAUCACUCCCAGUGCACCUCCGUCGGACCUCAUUGGUGACGAUGUGGCACUAUCACGUUCCUGGCCUAUCGGGUCCCGACACCAACCCGCUGUUACUCCUUCAGAACCACACAGAUACCCUAGAAGAAUGCGUCCUCGGAGACGUGACGAUCCCACCCGAUGCGCCCGUUUAUCACUGUCUGACGACUCUGCGGUUGCAGUACAUACCGGACUACCAUGUCGAGCGUUACGUCCACGCAUUCCCCAACCUUCAGUUCCUCCACCUGGACUAUGACAACAUGGAAGACUCGGCGACGAUGGACGCGGAGAUGGGACUCGCACAGAUGGAUCACACUCGGGCGAGGAACAUGUCGAACCAGGAGCAUUGGGGAACUUGGCCGCGUCUACGUGUCUAUGACGGUCCCAUCGCUGUCCUCUACGUGCUCGGACUGCAAUGUCCGAUAGCCGACCUCCGUCUCAACGACGAUGACGAUUCGCAAGUCCACUUCGGCAUGCUACCGCUCGUCCUUCAAGAAGCCGUACCUUCCCAUCUCGCUCUCCGGAUC
Epithele typhae is the source of this 1002-nucleotide messenger RNA. RefSeq lists its product as uncharacterized. The record is from RefSeq and is a predicted model, not a curated record. The transcript has a single exon. The annotation marks the transcript as partial. NCBI's taxonomy places the organism in Eukaryota, Fungi, Basidiomycota, Agaricomycetes, Polyporales, Epitheliaceae.